CUCCAACCGCAGGAUAUCCAAUCAAUACAUGCUUUGUUGAAAGCUCAGUUCGAAAGCGCAAGAGCGAAUUGCUACCACCAAGGAGACUUUGCUAAGGCACAUUUGUUCUUCCGACUGGCCAAAGCAACUGCCUCGAUUUCUCCCGAACAAAUAUCACUGAUACUUCAAACCAUCGUAACUGGAUACCGCCACUCCAUCGAUGUGUGUCGUCUCAAGAUUCAAACGGGAGAAGCUCGAAUUGAGAAACUGAACGACACAAUUGACUUACAACAGGCUGAGAUACGUUCGAUUUCAUACAUCAAUGAUCGAUUACGGGAGAAGAUGUGGUACACUGCAGAUAUCCAGCGCGCAGGUCACUACGAGGAGUUGCGUAAGGUGGUCACGGCACUGCGUGUCAUGGCGUCGUCGACUCGCCCGAAGAUGGACAAGAAGAAACCUCUUCUCAGACAUCGAAGUGCAUCAAAAUCUUUGAACCACAACAUACAGCUGAAGACGGAAGCGGCAACACUCGAGCUUUUGUCUGCGCCUGUAGCGAAGGGAGGCACGAACAAGCUUAGCGACGUUCAGAUCGACAUGACUCUUAGUUGGAUGGAGGCGCGUGGUGUGGAGAGGGUUUGCAGAGCCGAAGAACGAAUCCAUCGCUUCUGUUCCGAGCUUACCAGAUGUCUAGACCAUUUCGUGGGCCAAAGCGUGGUCGACAACCCGAUACUUUGGUCGAGUCAGCUGUUUCAAACCCAGAAAGCAUUGUCUGGUCAAGCUAACAGCAGGAUUGGAACACCAAACUCUGAUCUCAGCGCGUUGGCACAACUUCGAUCAAUGUACGACCACAAAGUGUCAGGACCAUACGAGGCUCACGCGUGGUCGCAAUGGGGUCGAUCUAUUACUCCAUCUCGAACUGCCAUACAUCCCAGCUUCGCAGUGAGAAGCAUAAGUCCAAAGUCAAUUCAGCAUGACUAUUUUGCAUGUCGGAGUCCCACACUCACCCACAACUCAUCUGGUACGCUGUGGUCGACGUUCAGUGCCGGACCACAAUCACCGUCCAGCGCUACAAGCUUUCCUUCAAGAGCAUUGUCCCCAAUGUCGACCGGACGACCGAUGUCUCGCCACUCUUACUUGCAGCAGAGUCAAGCUUCUUUCCUGGACGAGUUGAAGCAGAAUUUGACAAGCUUGUUACUGAGUGACUUCCAUGACCUCUUUCGAUCGGGUAGUGAAACAGACAAGGCUAUGCGUAAGAUGCUCAAGCUUCGCGUACCAGCUGAAGCCAGGCUGCCAGAGUCUAUGGGGUACGAGCAUGAUGUGGCUCAGCCGUCUUUCGAUUUCAAUCACGUAUUUCGGAUGCUCUUGAGACGCUUCGAGCUACAGUCGAGUCCCUACGUCAAACUUGAUAUUCUUCUCGAGCUCCAAUCCAUGCUCAAAGCGCAUUGGGCGGACAGUGCAUUAGAAGAUCAUCCCUCAACCCCACAGCCCGACACUGGCCUAUUCACUCAUCGUGGACUGGGCCUCAGAACCGACACCACAGGUGCCCCACGAACCUCCCGAGGUCAUGACAGUACCAUAGCGAGCUUCCGCCAGCUGUUCCAAAACGUGCAAUCACGACCAAAGACUCUGUUUCGGGAUUUGCAAUACAUAGCCUCACUGGUGCCUCUCCAUGUGCUUGACAGCACGCCUCGAGGCCGCGCUUUCUGGAACGCCACCAUUGCCGCCCUUGAUCUCAAGGAAGAAAACAACACAGCCAUGAUCGAGACCGCCGACCGGAUCAUCCAACACCACACCUUCACCAGAGGCCAUUCACAUCUAACCUCGGCUCUGCAAGCCAAACGCGACGCCGCUGCCUUCUCCCCUCCCACACCCCAACCCUCCGACCCCUCGAUCGCAGACCUGGGUAUGUCUGAUGCGGCAACUCUCCUUCAACUCACCGCCAAAGAAGGCAUUCCCGCUGCCCAACGCGAACUUGCCACUCUGUACCUGACUCAUCCUGAAUUACUGGGGAUCUGCAUAGCUCCGUUUUCAAAAACCAAAGAUGUGUUUGAAGAUGUGGAAAAAGAUGCAGAGGGGUCCAGUGAGAGGUACGAUCCAGUGGCCAUGGCUGUUGCACAGCAUUGGAUGGAAUUGAGUGCUAAAGGUGGGGAUGGACCUGCGGCGAGGUAUUUAAAGGACAAGUAUGAGUGGAAUAAGAUUCCUUGA
This is a messenger RNA of Aureobasidium namibiae CBS 147.97, 2184 nucleotides long. RefSeq lists its product as uncharacterized. NCBI's taxonomy places the organism in Eukaryota, Fungi, Ascomycota, Dothideomycetes, Dothideales, Saccotheciaceae. The annotation marks the transcript as partial. The record is from RefSeq and is a predicted model, not a curated record. The transcript has a single exon.